GGGCAGAGAGAGCUCACCCAGACACUCAACAGACAGGAUGCAACCCAUGUUUCUGGAGGGACCGAUUUCACCUGCGCACCUCUAAUCAAGCAUGAGUAUAAAAUGUUUGGAGUUAGCUCGGCGAGCCCUCUUAGCUCGGUCUCCUCAGCCUACUGACAGCUCAUGUUCAACCACAGACGCAACUGGCAGGAACAGCAACGUGUUGUCCGGCAGCGACUCAGUCAGUUGGGGCUUUGACUGGGAAUCGUAGGGUCGCCAGUUCAAGUCGCCGAACAGACCUAAAAUAUGGAGUAUGGAAUGAUACCAGGAGAGGUCCCAGUUCACCUCCUGGGCCCGGAUUAUUUAGUAGGUGCACAUGAGGUCAUGAUUAGGGCCUCGCACCAACCCUGCAUAGUUCUCAAUGCCACAAAGUGUAACUAACACACACCCAUGUAAACAAAGUUUAGCACCUCUGGGUUCAGGCCUCCAGAGUUUGACGAAGUGGUUCACAUGCUGACUUUGAAGAGUUAAUGAGAUCCAUGGAGGGUGAGGAAACGUGAUAAAGUAUUACGUCUGAGGGAAACAGGUCUGAUCUCUGCAUGAACACACAUGAGGUGCAGAUGGGGGCUGUAUCUCUUCAUGAAUCAAACACAUGUUGUGCAAUGUUAAUGCAAUGUUCAUGGUAAGACUUAUUUUCUGAGAUAACUCAUUUGUUUUAGAACCUGCCUGUGUCAUGUUUGAGUUUGAGUUCUUCAUGGAUGGUGGCUUAAAUGUAACAUACAUUGCUUUAGGUGGGUAUGUUGGGAUGGGCAAAUUCAGGUAUUUGUAUUUUUUCAUUAUGCUUACUGUAUAUAUUCUAACGAUGUUCUUUAGUUCAACUAUUAUGUGCGUCAUUUGGAAGCACAAGAACCUCCAUGAGCCUAUGUACUUCUUUAUCGCAGCGUUGCUGCUGAACUCCAUUGUUUACAACAGUGCUAUGUACCCGAAGUUGUUAGGGAACUUUGUCUCUGAGAAACCCAUCAUAUCAUAUUCAGCCUGUCUCAUUCAAUUCUUCAUAUAUUACACCUUAUGUGCUUCUGAUUUCUUCCUGUUGUCAGCCAUGGCCUAUGACAGAUAUGUGUCUAUAUGUAAGCCUCUGCAAUAUCCUACUAUAAUGAGAACAACGACAGUGAGUGUGAUCCUCUGUUUGGCUUGGCUUGUGCCUGCCUGUCAGCUUGCAGUUUCAGUAAUUCUGGUUAUUAAUACAAAAUUCUGUCAUUUGAAUUUAAAAUCUUUUUUUUGUAACAACUCAAUUUACAAUCUCUUCUGCAUCAGUUCAAAAGAAAUAGCCUUAUAUGAUGUGUAUGCUCUGUUCAGCAUGGCCCUUUUACCUUUGCUCUUCAUACUCUUCACAUACACCAGAAUACUGAUCAUAUCCUAUCGCAGCGGUAGAAACGUCAGGAGGAAAGCUGCACAGACCUGUUUACCCCACCUCAUAGUUCUGUUCUGCUUCUCCUGUUUGUGUGCAUAUGAUGUUAUUAUAAUUCAACUUGGAUCUGAUUUACAUUCCAUCAUGACUUUACAGGCCUUCUUGUAUUACCCCCUCUUUAAUCCAGUUAUAUACGGACUGAAAGUGAAGGAAAUCUUUAAACACCUGAAGAAGUUGUUCUGUCGAGCAAAGUGGACCUGAUGUAUUAACAGUGGUGUUGCAGUAAGGGAUGCUGAUGUGCAGUCGUUUCUUCCCGGAUCAUCGGCACAGAUGUGAAUGUUUUCUUUACUAUGCGUUGUACACUGUGUCUUCAGUUUGAACAAUGAAAUGAAUACUUAAUA
Molecule: messenger RNA, 1788 nt
Organism: Eleginops maclovinus (Patagonian blennie)
Lineage: Eukaryota; Metazoa; Chordata; Actinopteri; Perciformes; Eleginopidae
Product: olfactory receptor 11A1-like
Exons: 2
Coding region: 713-1648 (311 amino acids)
Biological process (GO): detection of chemical stimulus involved in sensory perception of smell; G protein-coupled receptor signaling pathway
Cellular component (GO): membrane
Molecular function (GO): olfactory receptor activity; odorant binding; G protein-coupled receptor activity
Source: RefSeq, a predicted model, not a curated record